Gryllus bimaculatus (two-spotted cricket) is the source of this 1302-nucleotide messenger RNA. The record is from the annotation of a GenBank genome assembly. Lineage: Eukaryota; Metazoa; Arthropoda; Insecta; Orthoptera; Gryllidae.
AUGUCGGAGGUGCCGAGGAUGUGGCUGAUACUGAGCUCGGGCGCGCCCGACGACGGCGUCUUGGAGCCCGCGUUGGCCGCCGCGGCCGCCGCCGCCGCCGCCACCGCCCCGGUGCCCGUGCUGCCCGUGCCGGGCUCCGUCUUGAUCUUGCCCAGGGCGGCCUUGGAGUCGCGCGCCGUCGCGUCGCCCACCACCAGGAUCGCCUGCGGAAGUAUGGCGUGCCUCAUCCCUGACCCGCCCCACUCCAUACAACAAAACAUGUCGCUGGUUGCAGUCAUGCAUACUGCAAGAACUGGGGCAUCAUUGUCUAAAAAACGCAUAAGAAGUGGCUGGAACACCGGCAAACCAGUGGGUGCUCCAGCUGCAGAGGAAACUGAAUCUUUCUCAUCUGCUCCAUCAGCAUCACCAGAUAUGCUGUGCCAGGCAACAGAGGGCUCUGAGGAGAGGCAGCAGGGAGCAUGCAGCUGGGUGACGGCACAGCACCAGACCCAACGGCACCAGCAGCUGCAGCAGCAGCCGCUCCUUCUUGCGCAACCUGGCACAACUGAGCCAAUUUGCGAGCACACAAGUAUGCCAACUUCCGUGCCAGCAAUUCAGACUGCACAAAUUCAUCAAGAUACUGCAGAGCCAGAGGCAGCAACAGACGCAGAAUUCCAUCAUCAGCUGGAGCAGAUCGCAUUCGGUCCAACUGCUCAAGUACCCAUUGUAGGAACUCUUGCCGUUCCAGCAACCCUUCCUGGACAUCAUAAAGGAAAUGAUCGUGAACAUAAAGUAGGACUGGAACUUAAUUCCCAGUCAAAUUCAGGGUGUUUGCACUUCAUUUGUGAAUUGAGGUUAGCAAAUCAUUAUCAACUUUUGUUGGACAUUAUGUCGGCUGAGGAAGACAAGAAUGAAGGAUCACUUAUUGUGGCAGGACGUGAUCUAUCACGAAUUCCUUGCUUCCGGAAGACAUUUUUGACCAGCAUUUCUAGUGGAAUUGGUGCUGGACUGCUUUAUUUUCUGUUUACUAGUAGGGUCCAAAUGGCAACACACAGAAAAGAAUCUCAGGAUAGUUCACAGGCCCCUCUACGGAGCCCCAUCCCGGAUCUUGUUUUAAGCACAAGUACACAGCGAGAGGAAUUACCGACAGCAGGGUCCGAGACCCUGCUGGAGAGAGGCCGGCCGAGCCAGGCCGGCCCGACUGCGCGAUGGGGGCCGGGCCGGCCUGCAAGAGGCCCGUUGCGGCCUGGUGGGCCUGACAAGCAGGCCUUCAGGGUCCCGGUGCUGAGCACGCCGACAGGAGAGCUCCUAGGAAUGAUCUGA